CCGUUUUCCUUCAGUCUCGUGCGACGUCGACUAGUACUCGACUGGUUCCCCUCGAAGGAGGGCUAAUACUCUCCUUCUCCCGGAGAGCUCUGCAGUUGUUUCCUGCCCGUGGCAGAAAGCAGCUGUGGAACGGUCUCUUUGCGAGCGUCUCGCAAAGCGUCCGGUUGCCUCUAGCUACACCUAAUUCGCCCUACACUGCGCUCUACUAGCCCAUUAAUCUCGCCUUGAGGUUCCGCCACGAUUAUCCAGUGGACUUUCUACUGAGCCGUUACACCGACUUCUUUGCUCGUGGAUCUGCAGGGCGCAUAUCCACUCCUUCCCUCAGGAUGGCCUUUGGGGGCUCUUCUUCCCCAACUCGUCCCUCUUCUCCACCUGAUGCAAGACCCAUCCAUUUUGAAGAAGAGAUUGUCGUCGAGUCGGUGGAGGCUGAAGCGAUGCAGGGCGUUGAGGAUGUGGCAGGGGUCUACAAAGGCCAGGAGGGGACAUUGGAUCAAGGGCACAUCGAUAACUUUAUUGCUUUCGGCGGUGCGGAUGCCUCUGCAGACCAAGUCACACCGGCGAGUCAUAUUGUGGAAACCGCUGCACGGUACUCAGCACCGACAUCUGCACUCUCUGAACGGCCACAAUACGCUCAGCACGUGCUCUCCGCAGGGUGUGAAGGCCUUGAAUCCGCUUGCUCGCCUACUUCUGGCCAAACUGUUCCAGCUCCCCAUGUGGACCAUUCUGCGGACGCCUCCGCGCUGCAGACUCCGGGUCCUGUACACCCUGCGUUGGCCACCAACAAUGCACCGACUCCUCCUCCUCCUUCCGAAUCGGCCCUCUCAUUCCAUCGGCUUGAUUCUCUCGUGGAGGGCAAUGUCACAGACCAGGCGCUGCCCGUACUGGAACGGACUGCGGAGGACUCUACACCUUCGCUAUUCGAUAUCGUGGGGUCUUCCCGAGCUCUAAUGCUCGGAACAAUUGGGAAACUUGUUCUCAAAUCCCACAUUGAUCGCAUUCUUGAUAGCAUCCGCGUUGCCGGCGAGGAGACCGGCCUUAGUCCAUCCCAGAUUCUUCACAACAUAUCGAAUUCUUCCAAGCUUCCCGAACUCCGUACAAUCGACAACUGGAACACUUCUGGGCGCAUGUACAAGCGCUAUCCCUGGUAUCACUUUUGCAAGGCUUUCCCCGACGAUCCAUGCCCAGCAGAACCCCUGAAUGACUCGGCUACUUUUCGCGCCUGCUACGAUACUUUCAAAGAAAACCAGAAGGGGGAGGAGGCUCUGCAGACGUCUCGAGUCUUGGAGGCUCAAAUGCUGGAACAGACGAAAGUAGAAUGUUGCAAGAUCUUUCAGAAAGCUGAAAAGGUCGCGAACAAUGUGUCCGAAGCUUGCCAUCGGAUGUAUCACAUUGAAGGGCAAGAUUAUCUUUGCGACUCCGUGAUCAACGAGGAUGGAAGCCUAGGCGCAUCGGUCUCUUCUAGGGGCUUCAAGCAAUACCCAAUCACGGAAGGACUGAGGACUUUGACCCUGGAUGAGCUGCACCAUCUGGAUGAGGACGGCAUGCCAGCAGCAGCACGCUCAUCAGCAUAUGCACUCCUUGAGACUUCUGGCACACAGAUGAUGAGCUCUUCCGGAGGUCCUCCCGAUGCUUUGGUCAGUCUUCUUGCUGAUGCCUCCGCCAAUCCACUUGCGAAUGGUGCAGCCAAUCCUGCUGAUGCAUCCGCUGUGGCUUCUUUGUCUACAGCGCACCAAUUGACGCUACCUGCCCCGGGAUUGAUGCCCCUGCCUGCGUUGCCCACUGUCAAGGCCUGGAAUCCCAAUUUAGUCAAUCAAACUCGGAGUGCCUUGAUUUCUGGUCAUCGUCAUCUGGUCAUCAGCAACAUUCGCACCUGCGCCACAAUUGACAUUGGGAGCGAACCUUUAAGACGGCAGUGUAACAAUUUUCCAUGGGCAGAAGCAGGUGCUCGCUUCCUCAGCUGUCAUUGCCUGCUCAGCGGGCACCCUGCUGCAGUCCGACUUCCAGCGGAGGUCAAGUUGAGGAGAAUGGGUGCUAAGGGCUCAGGGGAUUGGGACGAUGGUAGUCUUGGGGAAUUUGACCUUGCAUUCAAGGCAAGAGGGCGGACACCCAAUGGUCAAUGGAAUGGAAAUGGUCUGGGCUUCCGAAGGCAGGAUGUUGUACCCGGCAGCUUCGUCAUCUUCACUCAUGACUAUCGUUUUGGUCCCAGUGACCCAUUGGACCCCGAGGCGGUUCGUAGACACUUUGCAUCUUCUGGGGGAGAAUUUCUGCCUGCUGAGACCACGAAUGGUGAGGUAUGGCUGGUCAACUAUGACUUCGAUCUCCCAAAUCCGAUCAUUGCCAAGAAGGAGCUCGUAGAGGACAGCAUGAAGGUCUUCCGCGGCCAGGUUAGCCACGGCCCAAAAAAGGCGAAGGAAGAAGGGAAGGGGAAGAAUGGCAGGAAGGGCAAGGGGAAGCAGAAGGCCAAGGCCUCCUCUCAUCGCUCGACGUCCGAGUCUGAGUCUGAGUCGGACGGUGAUGGGGGGGACCAACGUCGAGAUGGUGACGAUGACACCAAGUCGAGUGGUGCAGAUGACGAGCAGGCCGUGGGAAUCACAGCAGUGAUGAGGUCCCAGUCCAGUCCGAAAAAAACGGUAGCUGCCACCACGUCGAAGACCAAGACACCCGAGGCGGCGACCACAUCGAGCACCCCUGCAGAGGCAUCCGCAUCGCCGUUGAACACCUCAGCGGCAGCAUCCGCAUCGACAGGAAAGACUGCCGCAGCAGCAUCUGUGACGCAGUCCAUAGCUGAAUCCGCAUUGAAGCCCAAGACAGCCACAACUGCAUCCGCGACCGUGCCCGAUUCUGGCGCGGCCAAACAAGUUGAAGACACGGCGGACCAACCUUCUGAUCACCAGGUGGAGUCUGCUAGUCAGGCAGUGCACCCCAAGCGGAAGGCGGCAAUCGUUGCAGGGACCAGAUGGGAGAAGCGAGCCCGAAUCGAUCAGUCCACACUGGGCAGAAAGCGCAAGGCCGAAGAACCAGUGUCCGCGGUGCCGCCCGCCAAGAAGCCCAAGUCCAUCCGCCCGAAACGAGCAACGGCCAACAAACAAUUCAAGUCCGCUGAAACUGUUCUGAGCGAGGUUGAGGAAGCGGUUGAGGAGGCCGAAAACACGGACAACGAGGACAACGCAAGCAACAAGGAGAAGGCGCAGGGCACGCAAAGCUCAGCGGCCAAAACCCAGGAUCAGGACAAAGAGCAAGCCGACAAUGCGGGCCCAGCUCCCCCGAAUUUGCGCCGUUCAGCCCGAGAGAGACACCCGCCGCCCUCCAAGCAAAUUGGCGGUGGGCCACAGGAUGCCGAGCCAAGGCCAUCAGACUCAUGGCCACCGGUCAAAGAGCAUGAAAUCUUCCCACUGACGAGGAAACAGUUGGAUUUCUUGAAGUCUUUGGAGAGCAAGCUCAAGACGACUAUUUAUGUGGUCCAGAAGUCGCCCUCUGGUUGCCAGCACCUCUCUAGCAUCAGACUUGGGCAGAAAAUAGUGGGGUGGUGUUUCGGGUCUCUGGUUCAUCCUAGCCCGCAGUACCUGCUCUUCAGUGAUUCACACAGGGAGGAGGCUGCGCAGCCGGUGCCUUCAGGCUCACGGAGCAAUUCACAACCAGCUUUGUCGAGCCAGUAUCACGCUGCAAAGCUUUCAUAAAUCACGCGAGUUUUUUCAAAACCUGGAAAAUUCUGAUAAAAGACAUGCUUAGGAGUAAUAAGCGAAGAGUGAUCAGGGUCUCGAAUGGUUGUGUCACCCAUUCGGGUGACAUUUCGCUGUGAUGUCACCGACGCGGGUGACUUGCCUGAGGUUUCAAUGAAUUGCACCGCAGCUGGCCAAAGAGGGCACCAUGAACGUCGUUGUUCAAGGUGAGAAAGUUGGGGUAAACCGGAUGGUGGUCACGAGCUCGAUUGCAAGCGGAAAGGCGACGUAUGCGGGGUCGAAGAGGUUUUCUGAGCUGGUGCUCUGGGAAUGGGAAUGGGCGGAGAAGCAUCCACACGUUGAGGUGACUACGCGACGUUUGCAUCAUCGCUGUGGAAGCGGUCUGUCGCUGACGCCACCGCACACAGUCAACCCGCCGUUCUUCUUUGAGCCCUUUCCCAUCCACACCCGGUACAUCGAUGUGCGGGAUGUUGCCGCAGGGCAUGUACGGGCCCUGAGCUCACCACCGAUGACGUGAGUCGGCCGCAAGGGUAUCAUUUUCUCUUUGCUGUAUGGAUGGAGCGUUCGCAAACGGCUGGAGUUCAUUGCAGAGCAGCGUCCAGCACUGAAGGCCAUAUGAGCAGAUUAUCGGGAGGAAGCUUCAAGAAACGCACCUGCGUGUCCACCACUCUCUGCUGCAGUAGGUCGGGUAGAGGGCCUCUUAAGUAAGGCAUGCCGCGUGCUUGUCAAGCCCCAUGGUCGGGUCUCCGGACAUCAUGCGUUGCAGCCUCCUCAAGAGCCCCCCGAGUAGAAGCCCAUGGAUGGUGAAAGGAUGGUCGCGUUGGAGGGGCGCUGGCGCUGAAGGGGCGGUGGGGGGGAAGGGGCAGUCGUGCUGGAAGAGUGGCGGAAGGGCAGCCGCGCUGAAGGGGCGGUGGAAAGGGACCCGCCAUCCUGGGAGUUGGAAAGGGACCCGCCGUCCUGGGAGUUGGCUCAUGUCGGGUGUGUCGAGUUGACUGAAAGGAUGUGGCCUCGCCUCCAGGAGUCGACUGAAGGGAUGUGGCCUCGCCUCCAGGAUUGGGAGACGAUAGGGGUAGGGGCAGCUCCUCGAAAGAGCAGCAUUGCCGCCCGCAGACUGGUGACGCGACCAGCCAAACGACGGGUGACGUGGGAGCGUGACAACGCGGCGCCAGGAGGCACUGGAGCCCGAGUUGGCGCGGGCGGAGUCUCAAAUCGACGGUGACGAGGCACAGCCCCCGUCCUCCGAUCGCGGACGUGUCACCCGAAUGAGAUUAAGAACAAGGAACAGCAGCAAGCAACGAAAAAAAGGAAUGAACAAGCGUGCUUAUUUGGGCGGUGGGCCGCAUUGAGGUUUAGCAUCGCGAGCAGAUACAAUUGAGCGGCUAUUUUCGCCGUAGAACAUGGGCGAUUCAUCGAGAGUGAUGAUCCCACCCAGGAGCUGGUCAAUCCAGUGUAUCCUCCCAUUCGUCGCUCAAGUCGUGCCUGGGACGAUUCAUCUGUGAUUGCACUAUACCUGCGCGUUGGGUCUACCUUACCGGCGUCGAAUUUAACAUCAGCGCGUGGAACCAAGGACGGGCGUCAAUUCUACGCUCAGGACCUCGGUCCUGGAAACCUCGAGAUGCUGUCCCGCUUCUUCGCCAAGUAUCCCGAUUACGCCGACAAGACCUUCCUCUCGGUGAAAGGUGCCGCUGGGAUGCAAGGCCCCAACUGCUCGUGGGUAUCCAGCGUAUCGGCUUCAAAGAGUCUGCUCAGUGACAAUUUUUGCAGCGAGGAGAAUCUGCGCGCCGAGAUGGACAAGAUCGCGCGCGCGCUCGGGCCCAUCAAGAAGAUGGAUCUCUUUGAACCCGCUCGCGUCGAAACCCACCGUCCGAUCGAAGAGACCAUGAAGAUCUUGGCUAUGCUCGU
This is a messenger RNA of Mycena citricolor, 5582 nucleotides long. NCBI's taxonomy places the organism in Eukaryota, Fungi, Basidiomycota, Agaricomycetes, Agaricales, Mycenaceae. The record is from the annotation of a GenBank genome assembly.